GCGGGCGUCUCGGGCUCCAGGUCCCGGCCAGAGGAGGAGCUCGUUGCCCGGGGACGCUGGGCUGGGCGGCCGGCGGCGCGGGCCCGGCGGCGGCGGCAGCGGGAUCCGGGUCCGGAGCGCCACAGCUGCCAUUGGACCUGUCAAGUGCCUGAGUCAUUGUGAUAAUGGGCUACAUUGCGCAGGGGCCCUGGGCCAUCUCCACAGGAGAUGCCAGAGGACAAGUGCCCACUUGCUGAUCUUCGCAGAGCACCCUGAAAUGAGACGGUUUAAGCGGAAGCAUCUUACUGCCAUUGACUGCCAGCAUUUGGCGCAGAGUCACUUGGCCGUGACCCAGCCCUUCGGUCAAAGAUGGACAAACAGAGAUCCGAACCAUGGUCUCUAUCCUAAACCCAGAACAAAAAGAGGGAGUUGGGGUCAGGGACGUCAAAGAUGCAUCCCUGAGUUCUUCCUAGCAGGCAAGCGGCCGUGCACCAAUGACAUGGCCAAAAGCAAUUCUCUUGGCCAGGACAGCUGUCAGGACUCCGAGGGUGACAUGAUCUUUCCUGCAGAGAGCAGCUGUGCACUGCCUCAGGAAGGCAGUGGAGAAGCAUGGCUGGGCUCAUCAGGGUCUGCCCCGCCCUCCAGGAAGCGGUCUCGGUCCUCUGAGGAAGAGAGUAACCAGGAUACGGGGACCAGCCGGUGGGAUGGAGUUUCUAAGAAAGCUCCGCGGCACCAUUUGUCUGUGCCAUGCACAAGGCCUAGGGAGGCCAGGCAAGAAGCAGAGGACAGUACGUCUCGGCUCUCUGCAGAGUCUGGAGAAACUGACCAAGAUGCUGGGGACAUGGGUCCUGAUCCCAUUCCUGACUCAUACUAUGGGCUUCUUGGGACCUUGCCCUGCCAGGAAGCACUGAGCCACAUUUGCAGCCUGCCUAGUGAGGUCUUGAGGCACGUGUUUGCCUUCCUCCCGGUGGAAGACCUCUAUUGGAACCUGAGCUUGGUGUGCCACCUGUGGAGGGAGAUCAUCAGUGACCCGCUGUUCAUUCCUUGGAAGAAGCUGUACCAUCGAUACCUGAUGAAUGAAGAGCAAGCUGUCAGCAAAGUGGACGGCAUCCUGUCUAACUGUGGCAUAGAAAAGGAGUCAGACCUGUGUGUGCUGAACCUCAUACGAUACACAGCCACCACUAAGUGCUCCCCGAGUGUGGAUCCCGAGAGGGUGCUGUGGAGUCUGAGGGACCACCCCCUCCUCCCUGAGGCUGAGGCGUGUAUGCGGCAACACCUCCCCGACCUCUACGCUGCUGCUGGGGGUGUCAACGUCUGGGCCCUGGUGGCGGCUGUGGUGCUCCUCUCCAGUAGUGUGAAUGACAUCCAGCGACUGCUCUUCUGUCUCCGGAGACCCAGCUCCACGGUGACCAUGCCAGAUGUCACCGAGACCCUGUACUGCAUAGCCGUGCUUCUCUACGCCAUGAGGGAGAAGGGGAUUAACAUCAGCAAUAGGAUUCACUACAACAUUUUCUAUUGCCUAUAUCUUCAGGAGAAUUCCUGCACUCAGGCCACAAAAGUUAAAGAGGAGCUAUCUGUCUGGCCAGGCAAGAAAACCAUCCAACUUACACAUGAGCAACAGCUGAUUCUGAAUCACAAGAUGGAACCUCUCCAGGUGGUGAAAAUUAUGGCCUUUGCCGGCACUGGGAAGACCUCAACCCUGGUCAAGUACGCAGAGAAGUGGUCUCAGAGCAGGUUUCUGUAUGUGACGUUCAACAAGAGCAUCGCAAAGCAGGCCGAACGCGUCUUCCCCAGCAACGUCAUCUGCAAAACCUUCCAUUCCAUGGCCUACGGGCACAUAGGGCGGAAGUACCAGUCAAAGAAGAAGUUGAAUCUCUUCAAGUUAACACCCUUCAUGGUCAACUCCGUCCUUGCUGAAGGGAAGGGUGGAUUCAUAAGAGCCAAGCUCGUGUGUAAGACUCUAGAAAACUUCUUUGCCUCGGCUGACGAAGAGCUGACCAUUGAUCACGUGCCUAUUUGGUGUAAGAACAGCCAAGGACAGAGAGUCAUGGUUGAGCAGAGUGAAAAACUGAAUGGUGUCCUUGAAGCGAGCCGCCUCUGGGAUAACAUGCGGAAGCUGGGGGAGUGCACAGAAGAGGCGUACCAGAUGACUCAUGACGGCUACUUGAAACUCUGGCAGCUGAGCAAGCCUUUGCUGGCCUCUUUUGACGCCAUCUUUGUGGAUGAGGCCCAGGACUGCACACCAGCUAUCAUGAACAUAGUUCUGUCUCAGCCAUGUGGGAAAAUCUUUGUAGGGGACCCGCACCAGCAGAUCUAUACCUUCCGGGGUGCGGUCAACGCCCUGUUCACAGUGCCCCACACCCACGUCUUCUAUCUCACGCAGAGUUUUCGGUUUGGUGUGGAAAUAGCUUAUGUGGGAGCUACUAUCUUGGAUGUUUGCAAGAGAGUCAGGAAAAAGACUUUGGUUGGAGGAAACCAUCAGAGUGGCAUUAGAGGUGACGCAAAGGGGCAAGUGGCCUUGUUGUCCCGGACCAACGCCAACGUGUUUGAUGAGGCCGUACGGGUGACGGAAGGGGAGGUCCCUUCAAGGAUACAUUUGAUUGGGGGGAUUAAAUCAUUUGGAUUGGACAGAAUCAUUGAUAUUUGGAUCCUUCUUCAGCCAGAGGAAGAACGGAGGAAACAAAACCUCGUCAUUAAAGACAAAUUUAUCAGAAGAUGGGUGCACAAAGAAGGCUUUAGUGGCUUCAAGAGGUAUGUGACCGCUGCUGAGGACAAGGAGCUUGAAGCCAAGAUCGCAGUUGUUGAAAAGUAUAACAUCAGGAUUCCAGAGCUGGUGCAAAGGAUAGAAAAAUGCCAUAUAGAAGAUUUGGACUUUGCAGAGUACAUUCUGGGCACAGUGCACAAAGCCAAAGGCCUGGAGUUUGACACUGUGCAUGUUUUGGAUGAUUUUGUGAAAGUGCCUUGUGCCCGGCAUAACCUGCCCCAGCUUCCCCACUUCAGAGUUGAGUCAUUUUCUGAGGAUGAAUGGAAUUUACUGUAUGUUGCAGUAACUCGAGCCAAGAAGCGUCUCAUCAUGACCAAAUCAUUGGAAAACAUUUUGACUUUGGCUGGGGAGUACUUCUUGCAAGCAGAGCUGACAAGCAACGUCUUAAAAACAGGCGUGGUGCGCUGCUGCGUGGGACAGUGCAACAAUGCCAUCCCUGUUGACACCGUCCUCACCAUGAAGAAGCUGCCCAUCACCUAUAGCAACAGGAAGGAAAACAAGGGGGGCUACCUCUGCCACUCCUGUGCGGAGCAGCGCAUCGGGCCCCUGGCGUUCCUGACAGCCUCCCCGGAGCAGGUGCGCGCCAUGGAGCGCACUGUGGAGAACAUCGUGCUGCCCCGGCACGAGGCCCUGCUCUUCCUCGUCUUCUGAGGACAAGGCACACGUUCUCCGCAGUGCAGAGCAGCUUGCUGAGGACCCCGCGUGAAGAAAGCCAGCGAUGGGGGCUUCCACUCCCUAGACUCUGGGUUCACCCACAGCACUUUCUGAGGAAGAGGACACCAGCCCAAGCUGGACCUGCCAUUUCUCCGCUCCCUACAGACAGCCAGUCUCCACUUGCCUCCCCUCCGGACGUAUCUGGUUGGGGAAGUGGGGGAUGUUCUUUUGAUAAAAAAAAAAAAAAAAAAAAAAAAAAAACCAUUUUAUGUAUUUAAACUUUUAUUACAAGAUUUCAAUUAAACAGGCACCAUAGCACUGGCA
This is a messenger RNA of Symphalangus syndactylus (siamang), 3721 nucleotides long. RefSeq names its product F-box DNA helicase 1 (gene FBH1). Gene Ontology annotation, molecular function: protein binding; ATP binding; DNA binding. Gene Ontology annotation, cellular component: nucleus. The record is from RefSeq and is a predicted model, not a curated record. Lineage: Eukaryota; Metazoa; Chordata; Mammalia; Primates; Hylobatidae. Gene Ontology annotation, biological process: double-strand break repair via homologous recombination; replication fork processing.